Colletotrichum gloeosporioides is the source of this 270-nucleotide messenger RNA. RefSeq lists its product as uncharacterized. Lineage: Eukaryota; Fungi; Ascomycota; Sordariomycetes; Glomerellales; Glomerellaceae. The coding region runs from base 1 to 270 and encodes 89 amino acids. The record is from RefSeq and is a predicted model, not a curated record. The transcript is spliced from 2 exons.
AUGCAAAUCACCGUCCUUCUCCCCUUUCUCGCCCUCGCCCAGAGCGUAAUGGCCAGCCCUAUCGCAGAGCAUGCCCCAGCUCUCAAUCCCCGCGCUGGCUGCCCUGCCAAAGUCAACAGCUUCUGUAAACAGUUCAGGGAGGUCCUUGGGCAGUGUCGCAACGGACAGUGGAAUUGUGUCCACGGAAACCCGCUCACUCUGGACGGCAACUACCCGAUCUACACGCCUGCGGGUGAAUCAUGCUCGAAGGAGGGAGAUACCUGCUUGUAG